AAUCUGUUGGUCAAAACUUUCACACAGGCGCUCUCGUUCAGCUCUGGUGAAGGCGUCCAUGCAGACUUUGAGACACUUAACGCUGACAUCAAUUCGCCAUCAGCAUCAUACAUCCUGAAACUAGCCAACCGUCUCUACGGAGAAAAUACCGCCAACUUCCUCCCGGAAUUCCUGGAUGCCACACAGAAGUAUUACCAUGCAGACCUGAAGGCUGUUGAUUUCAUGGGGGCUCCAGAUGCGUGCAGAGAGGAGAUCAACGCCUGGGUGGAGCAACAGACAGAAAAUAAGAUUAAAGAUCUUCUGAAGCCAGGAACAGUCAGUACUAUGACAAGACUGGCUCUGGUUAAUGCCAUCUACUUCAAGGGAAACUGGAUGAACCGCUUUGAUCCCGCAAACACCAAAGAGAUGUCCUUUGAAACCUAUAAGAAUGGCAAGAAGUCAGUCCAGAUGAUGUACCAGAUGAAGAAGUUCCCCUACAACUACAUCCCUGAGAUUGGUCUGCAGAUCCUGGAGCUGCCGUAUGUGGACGAGGAGCUCAGCAUGUUCAUCCUGCUGCCUGAAAAGACCGAAAAUGGCCCAGAUCCUCUGCUGAUGGUACAUAAGCUAAAAAACGACUGCCUCAAAAGAAAAAGCAGUUUUCAGGGGGAAAGGUUCAAACAGUUCAGUGUUACUCUCCACAGGGUUUCUUCAUUAAGGAUCUAACAGCAGUGAUGAGUUCUUUCUCAUAAGUAUUUGAAAUCUAGC
Molecule: messenger RNA, 744 nt
Organism: Larimichthys crocea (large yellow croaker)
Lineage: Eukaryota; Metazoa; Chordata; Actinopteri; Sciaenidae
Product: leukocyte elastase inhibitor-like
Exons: 4
Biological process (GO): negative regulation of endopeptidase activity
Molecular function (GO): serine-type endopeptidase inhibitor activity
Source: RefSeq, a predicted model, not a curated record